AAAAAUUUCAAAAAUACAUCCCACCAUACUUCAACCCCACCUUGCGUCUUCUUAUUUCUUCACAUCUUCACAGGCUUUUUUGUUUCUUCUCUUCCCAAGAUACCCCUGAGUUUCAUUAUACAGAUUCUCCAUUCUCAUUCUUUCAACUCGUAAAAAAUGGGCUUCACCGAUCUUCUCAGCGACGCCGGUCUGGCUGUCCUUAACAGCUGGUUGACCACCCGAUCUUACAUCACUGGUUACGCUCCUUCUCAGGCCGAUGUUGCCGUCUUCAAGGCCAUCACCUCUGCUCCCGAAGCCGCCAAAUACCCCAACGCCGCCCGAUGGUACAAGCACAUCGCCUCUUUCGAGGAUGAGUUCCCCACCCUGCCCGGUGACGCGUCUAAGCCUUACACCGUCUACGGCCCUGAGGAGGUUGCCGUCACCUUAAACCCCGCCAAGGCCCCUGACGCCGCCGAGGAGGAGGAGGACGUCGAUCUAUUCGGCAGUGACGACGAGGAGGAAGAUGCUGAGGCCGUCCGCGUCCGUGAGGAGCGUCUGGCUGCUUACCGAGAGAAGAAGGCCGCCAAGCCCAAGACCAUCGCCAAGUCCGUUGUUACCUUGGACGUCAAGCCUUGGGAUGACGAGACUGAUAUGGCUGCUCUCGAGGCCGCCGUCCGUGGAAUCGAGAAGGAUGGUCUAGUCUGGGGUGCCUCCAAGCUGGUGCCCGUCGGUUUCGGUAUCAAGAAGCUGCAGAUCACCCUUGUCGUCGAGGACGAGAAGGUCUCUCUUAGUGACCUCGAGGAGGAAAUCCAAGGAUUCGAGGACUACGUCCAGUCCACCGAUGUUGCUGCCAUGCAGAAGCUGUAAACAAGUUACCUUCUCCUUUGGUAGACGUCACACCAUUACACUAGCCACUCAAUGCAUGAUACACGACUUGAGAGCCAACGAAAGCAUGGCCGAUGAUUGUGAUGAGGUUGGAUGGAUGAGCAUGAUAUCGGGCUUAUAAUAUCUCUAUCGAGACAAAAAAAAGUUCCAUAGAGAAAAUACGUGGUUAGAGUGUUAAAUGCAUUGAGAUGCUACAAAAAAGAGACUUGCCCCUGAUGAAAGUAACUACUUGGACUUGAAGACUUUUAAGAUUACAGUGUGCUCUUUCUUGUCAAAAGGAGGGGGGGAUUUGGCCAGGUCUAUCCUACCAUUACUAUUCUAGGAAGAAUAUCAUAGCCAAAUUCAUAUCUUUCACUUUGUA
Messenger RNA from Daldinia caldariorum, 1225 nucleotides. RefSeq names its product putative elongation factor 1-beta. Bases 157 to 846 code for a protein of 229 amino acids. Gene Ontology annotation, molecular function: translation elongation factor activity; guanyl-nucleotide exchange factor activity. Gene Ontology annotation, biological process: translational elongation. The transcript has 5 exons. The record is from RefSeq and is a predicted model, not a curated record. Lineage: Eukaryota; Fungi; Ascomycota; Sordariomycetes; Xylariales; Hypoxylaceae. Gene Ontology annotation, cellular component: cytosol; eukaryotic translation elongation factor 1 complex.